AUGUCUACUACUGCUACUACUCAUCAUCAACUUACAAUUAGAUCAACAGUCACUCUCACCAAUGGAGUAGAGAUGCCUCUCUUUGGUUUGGGAUGUUAUGAGGUUCCUGUUGAUGAUGUAAAGAAUGUGUUGAUCAGUGCAUUGGAUUGUGGAUAUAUAUCCAUUGAUACUGCCUCUGUAUACAAGAAUGAGGAAGCAAUUGGAAUUGUGCUUAGAGAGCUGUUUAGUACAGGUGCUCUAAAGCGUGAGGAUCUGUUCAUUACGACCAAAGCAUCAAGCUCCGAACAAGGCUAUGACAAAGCGAUGGAAGCUUGUGCAAACUCACUCAAGCGUCUUGGACUGGACUACGUCGACCUCUACCUUGUUCACUGGCCAGGCGUUGCUGGCAACCAGCCAACUGACCCACUCAACUCUACCACCCGUGCCGAGACCUGGCGCGCAUUCGAGACUCUGUACGAGCAGAAGAAGUGUCGCUCAAUUGGCGUCAGCAACUACACCAUCGCACAUCUCGAGGAGCUGUUCAAGCAAUGCAAGGUGAGACCAAUGGUCAACCAAGUCGAGUUCCAUCCAUUCCUCUACAACAAGGAGUUGAUGGACUUUUGCCAGAGCAACGGCGUGGCAUUGGAGGCAUACGCAUCAUUGGUCAGAACCAAGCAAGACUCUCUUCAAGACAAGGUAUUGGUAGAGAUUGCUACCAAGCUUCAGAAGACUCCAGCUCAGGUCUUGUUGAGAUGGGCAAUUCAAAAGAAUGUAAUCGUCAUUCCAAAGUCCGUCAAGACAGAGAGAAUCCAAGAGAAUGCCAACAUCUUUGGUUUUGUCGUCCCAGAUGAAGACAUGACCACUUUGGACAACCUCAAUUGCAAUCGUCGUGUCUGUUGGGAUCCAUACACCAUUCUAUAA
Molecule: messenger RNA, 900 nt
Organism: Acytostelium subglobosum LB1
Lineage: Eukaryota; Evosea; Eumycetozoa; Acytosteliales; Acytosteliaceae
Exons: 3
Coding region: 1-900 (299 amino acids)
Molecular function (GO): oxidoreductase activity
Source: RefSeq, a predicted model, not a curated record